AUGUCAGUUCACAGAUGUGCCGUGCUAAAGUUGAUAUUUGUAACUUGCCUUCUGAACGACUACUGUGUGGAGUUAACGACAACUGUUCCUCAUCCAAACUCACACGUGCAAGACUGUACAGCCUGCGAGUCACCAGCGAUACGCCGUCACCGGGAAAACAAGAUACAGAUUGGGGUUAUACUUCCUUUCUCAGGCGAUUACGAGUACAGGUUGGAUCUGGUGCGUCCGGCUUUGGAACAUGCCCGGGAAUAUAUCUACAGUAAUACAAGCUUGAUCCGAAACUACACAAUGGAGUUUGACUACCGUGAUUCGAAAUGCUCAGAAACGCACGGCCCACUGGAAGCUAUUGAUAUGUAUACCAAGAAAUCAGCUGAUCUAUUUCUGGGGCCUGCCUGCGAUUAUGCCAUCGCCGUCGUUGCCAGGUUCACCCGCUUUUGGAAUAUACCUAUCAUCAGUGCUGGGGCCUUAGUAGCAGCUUUCAUUAUGGGCAGUUUUGAUAAGUUGGCAGAAUUCGUAUUGUCCGUGCUUAUCCAAUUUCACUACAAACAGAUUGGAAUGAUAACUUAUACAAACAAAAACGAACUGCAUGGGAAAUCCACUUGCUGGUUUACCAUGGAGCCCAUUUAUCUGUUAGUCCUCACGCAGCUCAACUCGAAUCUGUCAAUGAAAUACGUGGAGACUUUCGACGACACAGACAGCCCUGCAAAAUUCGAAAAGAGUCUCAAGGAAUUAUCAAACAAGUGCAGAGGUGAGGUGAAUUCUAGCAAUUUGAUUUAG
This is a messenger RNA of Candidula unifasciata, 777 nucleotides long. The record is from the annotation of a GenBank genome assembly. Lineage: Eukaryota; Metazoa; Mollusca; Gastropoda; Stylommatophora; Geomitridae.